UAAAAGCGUUAAUUUUGCAAAAACAUUUGAAGAUUGCCGAAACACUGCGAUUUAAUCAUAUAAUUAAGCAAUGGAUUUGUCACCACUGUUCCUGGGAGAUACCGAAGCGCUCUCCACCACGCACGAGCAACACAGAUGUAGCCCUACAUAGAAAGCGCUUUCAUGUGGCACUGCCUUACGAGGAGCGCUUUGUCUCCCAGCCAACAGUAACCACCAACACGGGUGUAGCCACUACAACAACAACAAGCAACACAGGUCAACAAUUUACCUUGUCUCACCUGCUGGAGAGGCAAAAAGAAAUGUUUGAUGGCGUCAUGGCCGCCAUUGGAAGAGUUGAGUCAAAGGUGGACGGAAUAGCAAAUGCUCUGGCCGAAAAGAUGCCCGAACGCGCCGAAGUUCAAGCUCAAGGGCAGCUACUGCGAGAGUGCAAAGUGGUGACCUCGAAAGUUCACCAAAGUAUUUCCCGAAUCACUGGAGAUGCUAUUAGUAAAGAGCAUACUUUGCUUCAAAGUAUGCUUCCACUAUCAUCCCAGGAAAAGUUAAAUACUUUGGAGAAUCUUUUGGGAAACAAACCACACUCCGAUGCGAUGCUGAACAUAAUUCUAAAAUUGAAGGGUGCUAAGGGUUGUGUGAAACACGUGUUGAGAAGCAUUUUUGCCGACACUCUACUCAUUUCAUACAAUUAUGAGGGCAAAGCCAACAAAGCUCCACUUCUGGGGCUAAAAACAAUAGAAUUAGUUUUCGAUGCGUUUGUGAGUAUGCCCAAAAUUGACCUCAUUGCGGAAAUCAGAAAGCACGUGUUCCUAAGCCACAAUAGGUACAAACAAAUUGUAAUAAAAAAAAAUGAAACAUAAUAACAAAUCUAACAAUAAUUAAUUUAAUUAUCUUAUUAUUAAUCUCUAAAAAAAAGUAACAUAAAAAUUUAAUAACUUUCCAAUCUAAAUUUCAAAAACGUUAUUUAAAUACGGCUAUUCGGGAUUUUUUGUAUAUCGACUGCGGAGUGGAAGAUCGACCUCGGCAGCCAGUUCGAAAAUUACCUAUCUCAAAAAACUUUUCAAGAACGCCCUA
Molecule: messenger RNA, 1068 nt
Organism: Rhagoletis pomonella (apple maggot)
Lineage: Eukaryota; Metazoa; Arthropoda; Insecta; Diptera; Tephritidae
Exons: 7
Coding region: 300-854 (184 amino acids)
Source: RefSeq, a predicted model, not a curated record